Molecule: messenger RNA, 1455 nt
Organism: Chaetura pelagica (chimney swift)
Lineage: Eukaryota; Metazoa; Chordata; Aves; Apodiformes; Apodidae
Gene: TEKT5
Product: tektin 5
Exons: 7
Coding region: 1-1455 (484 amino acids)
Biological process (GO): cilium assembly; cilium movement involved in cell motility
Cellular component (GO): sperm flagellum; microtubule cytoskeleton; nucleus
Source: RefSeq, a predicted model, not a curated record
AUGGAGUUUCUGGGCACCACGCAGCUGGCCAGCUACUGCGGCCCCAGGAAGAACUGCCUGUUCCCAAAUCUGGUCGCCAACACCACCACCCCCAAGGACACCUACCAGUCCUGCUGCCCGCCAGUCUCCCGCUCCCUCACCUCCUGGAGGCCUGGCCUGCUUCGCAACGUGGUUUCUCUCCCUCCCAGCCCUGACAAGUCCUUCAGCAGCUGCGGGAGGCUGCCCACCAUCCUGCCUGAGCUGCGCUCCAGCCUGCACGCCCGCUACAGCAGCCGCGACUGGCACCACGCAAACAUGGUCCAGCUGAAGGGCUCCGAGACCUCCCGGCACUGCGCCGGCAGGAUGAACGCCGACUCGAGCAGGAUGAUGCAAGACAAGGACCAACUGACUCAUCAGAUGCAAGAGGACAGUAAAAGGAACCUGAAAGAGAGGCUCUCCCACAUUGACUUCUGGAGGUCUGAGAUCUUCUAUGAGCUAGAGCAGCUGCUGAAAGAGACCCAAGCCUUGGAAACGGCAAAGAAGCGGCUCGAAUGCGCUGUAGAUGAAUUGCAAGGACCACUGAAGGUGGCUCUGGAAUGCUUGUACAACCGUGAGAACCGGAAGGGGAUUGACUUAGUUCAUGAUGAUGUGGAAAAGAACCUCAUGAAGGAGGUUGAUGUUUUCAAGGACUGUCAAGAACUAUUGACAAGACUAGCACAGAACAUCGGUCAGCAGCUGUGCAUCAACAGAGAUGUCCAGCAUGCCCUUGAGCAGGAUCUUUCUGACAAAACCUCAGCCCACGUUAUUGAUGAGAAGUGCUACGACCUGAGGAACACAUCAGACAGCAUCGCUUUUUACCACGGAAUCGAGAAGAUCGAUGGGACUGUUUCAGUUCCUGCAACGUGGGCUAAAUUUAGCCAAGACAACAUCAGGAACUCUCAACAUGCAAGAGCCAACUCAGUCAAGCUCCGAGAGGAUGCAGAGGCUGCACUGGAGAACACAUCUGAGGAGAUGUGGAACCAGUUCAUCAGUACCAACCUGGCCUUUAAUAAACGUAUGGCUGAAGUGGCUGAUAUGAAGAAUAAACUGCAAGCACAACUGGCCAAGAUACUUCAGGAAAUCUUCCAGACAGAAGAUACAAUCAUGUUACUGGAGAGAUGCAUAAAGGCAAAGGAGUAUCCCCUGAAAGUGGCUCAGACCCGCCUGGAGGGAAGAACUAAACGACCCAAUGUAGAACUUUGCCGUGAUGCACCUCAAUAUCAGCUUGUCACUGAGGUUUACACUAUAGAUGACACCAUACAGUCCCUAAAGCAACGUCUGCAAGAAGCCCAUGAUACUCUGCAGAUGCUGGUCCUCAACAAAUCAAAGCUGGAACAUGACAUUGCUGUGAAGACAAACUCCUUCUUCAUUGACAAGAAGUGCAUGGACAUGCGCAAAGUCUUCCCCAGCACCCCACGGCUCGUUGGCUACACCUGA